AAACAUCGUUCACACGAUCGACGGAUAUCUGUCCCAGCUACCUUUCAUUGUCCGAUCAAAUUUCUCACGAAUUCGUUUUCUUUUAUCAAUAUUGGAAGAAUACUUCAAUUUGUGGUAUUACCUGAGAUACCUAUCUUUUAAUAACACUAAUUACUACUAUGGACGUUGACAUAAAACUCUCUAGAAGCAACAAUGAAUCAUGGGGCUUUCGAUUAUCUGGAGGGGCUGACUUCAGUUUCCCAUUGACCGUUGUCAGGGUGCUUCUCGGGGGAUUGGCCGAUCGAGCUGGUUUAAAAGCUGGUGAUAUAAUCUUUAAAGUAAAUGGGGAAACUAUACAACAUUUGAGGCACUGCGAAGUUCAUGAUCGCCUUAUCAAAGCCGGAAAUGAAAUCAUGUUGACCGUCAUACGAAAUCUAAAAUUCGAACGAUCCGUUUAACGAAAAUGUUUAUCGACACGCGUCUCACUGCGAGAUAUCGAGCAAUCAUUGCGAUUAUAUUGAUCGAUUAUAUCGAAACGAUUAUAUUGAAUUUUAA
Messenger RNA from Eufriesea mexicana, 534 nucleotides. Its product is annotated as PDZ and LIM domain protein 4. The transcript is spliced from 3 exons. Lineage: Eukaryota; Metazoa; Arthropoda; Insecta; Hymenoptera; Apidae. The record is from RefSeq and is a predicted model, not a curated record. Bases 159 to 437 code for a protein of 92 amino acids. Gene Ontology annotation, molecular function: muscle alpha-actinin binding; actin binding. Gene Ontology annotation, biological process: muscle structure development; actin cytoskeleton organization. Gene Ontology annotation, cellular component: filamentous actin; adherens junction; stress fiber.